AUGGCCGCCCAGUCCAAACUCCUCCCUCCCGAGCGCUCCGUCAAGCGGAUCUUCUCCAGCCUCACCUCCCUUUAUCUCCAACACCGCACCCGCAUCUCGCGCGCCGUCUACCUCGCUCUCUUUGCCGCUCUUGCCAAACGCAUCCACAAUGCCAUCUCUGAGCAAAAAGCCGCGUCGCAGAGACAGGUCGAGCUGCGCCGCCAGCCUGGAACCACCGGUCUCGAGGACGAACAGCCGCGCAAAAAGCGAGUCGAGAUCAACCGCGAGUUCUUCAAGCAUUUGAUGCGCUUGCUCCGCAUUGUUAUCCCCGGAUGGCGCAGCAAGGAAUUGCGGCUGCUGGUUAGCCACAGCGUCUUCCUAGUGCUCCGCACGCUUCUGAGUCUGUAUGUCGCCGAGUUGGACGGCAGGCUCGUCAGUAACCUCGUGCGCGGGAAGGGCAAGGAUUUCUUGCUGGGGCUUGUAUGGUGGAUGAUUGUUGCGGUGCCUGCUACUUUCACGAAUUCCAUGCUCUCAUACCAUCAAUGCAAACUUUCCCUCAGCUAUCGGAAACGCCUGACCGAUUAUAUACACGAUAAAUACCUGUCUAAUAUGACAUUCUACGCCAUCUCCGCCCUCGAUGAUCGGAUCAAGAACCCCGACCAGCUUGUGACGGUUGAUGUGUCGCGCUUCUCCGACAGUCUAGCAGAGCUGUAUUCCAACCUGGCCAAGCCUAUUCUUGACAUGUGCAUUUACAACUACUCUCUGUCCAAGAAUGUUGGUGGCGAGGGGCUGUUCAUUAUGAGUCUGCUGGUGCAGCUGUCGGCCAAUGUGAUGCGCAUGCUGACGCCCCCGUUCGGCAAAUACGUCGCGGACGAGGCUCGCCUGGAAGGCGAGUUCCGUUUCCUGCAUUCGAGACUAAUCGAUUAUAGCGAGGAGGUGGCCCUCUAUCAUGGCCACGAGGCCGAGAAAGAUACUCUGGACAAGGGCUACUUCACCCUGAUCAAGCAUGUGAACCGAAUCCUACGCCGACGUCUUUACCACGGAUUCAUGGAGGACUUUGUCAUUAAGUACUUCUGGGGUGCGUUGGGUCUGGUUCUGUGCAGUUUGCCGGUCUUCUUCAAGAUUCCCGGACAAAUCACCCAGAGUAUGGGAGAUCGCACAGAAAGUUUCGUCACAAACAGGAGGAUGCUACUGUCGUCCUCAGACGCCUUUGGUCGCUUAAUGUUCUCCUACAAGGAAAUUUCUGAGCUGGCUGGGUACACGUCCCGUGUCUCGUCGCUACUGGAAGUCAUGGAUGAUUUGGUGGCUGGACGAUUCGAGAAGAAGCUCGUCUCGUCAGCAUCCACCGAAGAAAAUGCGGCCGUGCUGUCGGGUCGGGGCGAGGUCAAGGAAAGCGACUCUAUCGAGUUCACUGACGUUCCCAUCGUCUCCCCGAACGGAGACGUCCUCGUGCGCAAGCUAUCGUUCACAGUCCACCCGGGCGAGCAUCUGCUCAUUGUCGGACCCAACGGGUGCGGCAAAUCUUCUCUAUUCCGAAUUCUGGGCGGGCUCUGGCCUGUCUACGGAGGCACGGUCCAGAAACCGCGGUUCGAGAGCAUCUUCUACAUCCCGCAGCGGCCGUACCUGUCCCGCGGCACGCUGCGCCAGCAGGUGAUCUAUCCCGAUGGCGUGCGCGAGAUGCGCGCCAAGGGUGUCACUGACGCGGAUCUGUAUGAGAUUCUGUCCGUUGUCGAGAUCGCCUCUAUUGUAGACCGGCCUGAUGGCUGGGACGCCGAAGAGGAGUGGCGCGACGUGCUGUCGGGUGGUCUACAGCAGCGCAUCGCGAUGGCGCGGCUCUUCUACCACCGUCCGCAAUUUGCCAUCUUGGACGAAUGCACCUCUUCUGUGACGCUGGAGAUUGAGAAAGUCAUGUACGAGACGGCGAAGAAGCUCGGGAUUACCCUCAUGACUGUCUCGCACCGACGCAGUCUGUGGAAGUACCACAAGAAGAUUCUCCAGUUUGACGGCCAGGGAGGAUACAUCUUCACGGGACUGGACUGGGAGCGACGGUUGAAACUAGAAGACGAGAAAGACGAACUCGAGCUCCAGCUCCGGGCUGUCCCAGAACUGCAGCGACGCGUCGCCGAGCUGACAUCUUGA
This is a messenger RNA of Penicillium lagena, 2118 nucleotides long. RefSeq names its product ATP-binding cassette long-chain fatty acid transporter PXA2. The transcript has 4 exons. Gene Ontology annotation, biological process: long-chain fatty acid import into peroxisome; peroxisome organization; fatty acid beta-oxidation. Gene Ontology annotation, cellular component: peroxisomal membrane. NCBI's taxonomy places the organism in Eukaryota, Fungi, Ascomycota, Eurotiomycetes, Eurotiales, Aspergillaceae. Bases 1 to 2118 code for a protein of 705 amino acids. Gene Ontology annotation, molecular function: ATP binding; long-chain fatty acid transmembrane transporter activity; ABC-type transporter activity. The record is from RefSeq and is a predicted model, not a curated record.